AUGGAUGACGAAAAAGAACGGACAGAAACAUCUGGUUCAAAACGUGUUAAUAACAGUAACGUUAACAAAGACAGUAACACACAUUUGAGUAAGGAUGUGGAUGCUAUGUUGGAGCAGGCAUGUUUAGAUAGAGAUAAAGAUUUGGAUAAGUUAAUGAACCCAUAUGGUGAUGAUACGGAUGCCUUUGGAUUUCCGGUCACAAAUGGUGCAGUUGAAUUUGAGUCUUCAUUAGCUGCUGCUCAAGUAAAUCAUGAUCAUAUCUCAGGCCAUGGGCCAAUGGAGGUUCGUUCGCCUUAUAGUUAUCUCACUGCACACUCACCUUUUGUUAGUUCAUCUCCAAGGACUCCAAGGACCCCGAGGACCCCAAGAACCCCUUGGACCCCAAAGCCUAAGCGAAUAUGCGAUGCACAAGAUAAGAAUGCAGAAAUCAUUCGUUUAGUGGAUUCUGCAAUCAUGGGACAGCCUGAAAGUAUGGGAACUAUGAAGGAUAUUGUGAGUGGUGUAGAGAAUUGUGGAGAAGGUUUCGAUACGGAUACUGUUGCUUUCUUGGUAGUUGAUACACUUCUUACCACUAUGGGGGGAGUUGACUAUUUUGAAGAAGAUGAGGAUAAUAAUCCGCCUAGUGUGAUGAGAAAUUCCAGGGCUGCUGUAAUAUCAGGUGAGCUUAUUCCUUGGCUUCCUUGGUUAACAGACAGUGUUGGUUUCAUGUCCCCUAGGACUCGACUGGUUCGUGGAUUGCGUACUAUACUGCGAGCAUGUACAAGGAACAGAGCUAUGUGCAGUUCAGCAGGUUUGACAGGGGUUCUUUUGCAGACAGCCGAGAAGAUAUUUCUUGAUGAUGCUGGUUCAGCCAAGCAAUUGAGGUGGAAUGGAUCUCCAUUAUGUUCCUGCCUCCAAUAUUUAGCUGGACAUUCUCUCAGCGUAACUGAUCUCAACAUGUGGUUUCAGCUAGUUAGAAGAACAAUUGACACUUCAUGGGCUCCUCGUUUAAUGAUCUCUUUGGAGAAGGCCCUGAGUGGCAAGGAGGCAAGGGGCCCACAGGCUUCAUUUGAGUUCGACGGUGAAAGCUCUGGUUUACUUGGUCCAGGAGAGGGUCGUUGGCCGUUCCCGAAUGGGUUUGCUUUUGCAACAUGGAUCUUUGUUGAGUCGUUUGCCGACACUUUGUAUACAGCAACUGCUGCUGCAACAGUAGCGGCAGAAGCAGAAGCUAAAUCAGGAAAGUUUUCAGCUAUGUCCGCGGCUGCUGCCGCUAGCGCACUUGCAGAUGAAGGCAAGGCGAAUAUGCCCCGGCUCUUUAGCUUCAUAUCGGCUGAUAAUCAGGGUAUAGAGGCGUAUUUUCAUGCACAAUUUUUGGUUGUUGAAAGUGGUAGCGGAAAGGGGAAGAAGAAUUCCGUGCAUUUUAGUCAUGCAUUUAAGCCAAAAUGUUGGUAUUUUGUUGGUGUGGAGAACACUUCCAAACAAGGCGCACAUGGUGAAGUGAGAUUGUAUAUUGAUGGAAAAUUGCACGAAAGUCAUCCUUUUGAUCUCCCUCGAAUCUCCAAGCCACUUUCAUUUUGUUGCAUUGGAACGAAUCCUCCACCAACCAUGGCUAGUUUUCAUCAAAAUUCUCGUCAAUGCCCUUUGUUUGCUGAGAUGGGACCUAUAUAUAUCUUUAAAGAACCAAUCGGUCCAGAGAUGAUUGCUAGGUUGGCUUCUAGGGGGGCGGAUUCAAUUCCCUCAUUUGGUAAUGCUGCAGGGUUGCUGUGGUUGGCAACUAAUGCUCACGUGCAAAAUAUUGAAGAGGAAAGUGCUCGUCUGGAUGCAGACAUAGGAGGAUACCUGCACCUUCUAUAUCAUCCUAGUUUACUAAACGGCCGUCACUGUCCAGAUGCUUCUCCUUCCGGUCCUUCAGGAUUGCUUCAAAGACCUGCUGAGGUUCUUGGGCAUGUACCUGUAGCUACAAGGAUGCGGCCCGCGGAAGCUUUGUGGGCGUUGGCAUACGGAGGUCCAAUGUCUUUACUUCCAUUUGUAGUAAGCAAGGUUGACCAUGAUACCUUGGAACCGGAACAAGGCAAUCUUAAUUUGUGUCUGGCCACAGUUUCUCUUGCCGCUCCAAUAUUCAGGAUCAUAUCAGUGGCAAUCCAACACCUUGGGAACAGCAAUGAGUUGUGCCGUGCAAGAGGGCCGGAGGUUUUGUCGAAAAUAUUAACCCAUCUUCUGAAAACUUUAUCGUCACCUGAUGUUGCCAAGCAUACAGUGGCGGAUGAGGAAAUUGUGGCAGCGGUUGUCAGUUUAUGUCAAUCUCAGAAGAACAAUUGUACACUUAAAAUGCAACUUUUCAGUACGUUGUUGCUGGAUCUGAAAAUUUGGAGCUUAUGUAGCUAUGGGAUACAGAAGAAGCUUUUAUCGUCUCUAGCAGAUAUGGUUUUCACAGAGUCAUCUGUACUGCGUGAUGCAAAAGCUAUCCAAACCCUUCUUGAUGGCUGCAGGAGAUGUUAUUGGACUAUUCGUGAAAAAGAUUCGAUGAAUUCAUUUUCUUUGAACGGAUCACCACGUCCGGUUGGGGAAGUGAACGCUCUAGUUGAUGAGCUUCUAGUAGUUAUUGAACUUCUUCUGGUGGAAGCUCCUCCUCCAAUGGCUGUGAAUGAUAUUCGCUGUUUGCUUGGCUUCUUGGUUGAUUGUCCACAACCAAAUCAGGUCGCGAGGGCAUUGCACCUGAUAUAUAGGCUGGUAGUACAACCAAAUACUUCUAGAGCUCAGACUUUUGCAGAGGCAUUCAUAUCAUGUGGUGGUAUAGAAACGCUUCUGGUUCUAUUGCAGCGGGAGGCAAAAGCUGGAGAUCUUGACUUGCAAGACCUUCAAGACAUUGAUGACGAAGCUCUAUCGGUCUUAGGAUCUAAAGCCGAAAGUGGUAGUGGGGUUCUGGAAAGUAAUGUUGAUGAUGUUGGAUCCUUGAAUGGAAGUGAAUGGUCAACUUAUGAACCUCAGAGUCGUAAUAGUUUCCUUCUUGCAUGCACAAGCUCUAGUUUAGGAAGUAGAGCCUCGUAUUCUGAGUCUCAACUCCUAAAAAAUUUGGGUGGUAUAAGAUUCUCAAUCAGCGCUGAGAAUGCAAGAAACAAUGUUUAUAACAUCGACAAAAGUGAUGGCAUUGUUGUUGCAAUAGUUGGCCUCUUUGGGGCUUUAAUUAUCUUAGGGCAUCUAAAAUUUGGUUCUAUUGCUCCUCCAGAUCUUACAGGCAACCUUUAUGGCUUGCUUGAGGGUGCAGGUAGUAUGUUUGAUGAUAAAGUUUCUCUUCUACAUUUUGCUUUGCAAAAGACUCUGCAAGCAGCACCGAACAGGCUUAUGACUGGGAACGUCUACGCAGCUUUAUUGGGUGCCUCGUUAAAUACAUCAACAACAGAUGAGGAAAUGAACUUCUAUGAUCCACGGCAUCGCUUUGAGCAUUUAGAGCUCUUGUUAGUUCUUUUGCGUUCACUGCCAUAUGCGACAAAGAGUUUUCAAACUCGAGCAUUACAGGAUCUUCUGAUUUUGGCUUGCAGUCAUCCAGAAAAUAGAAGCAGACUCACAAAGAUGGAGGAAUGGCCAGAUUGGCUCUUGGAAAUUCUCAUAUCUAAUCAUGAGAUGGGUGCAAUGAAUGCUUCAAUGUCUUCAAGCAUAAGAGAUGUUGAAGACCUUGUACACAAUUUUCUUGUUAUCAUGUUAGAGCAUUCAAUGCGUGAGAAGGACGGAUGGAAGGAUAUUGAAGCUACAAUUCAUUGUGCAGAAUGGCUUUCGAUGAUAGGGGGAUCUAGCACGGGAGAGCAGCGGGCCAGGCGUGAGAAAUCAUUGCCUAUCUUUAAAAGAAGGCUUUUUGGUGAGUUGCUGGACUUCAUUGCCAGAGAGCUGCGAGUUCAGACUCAAGUAAUUGCUGCAGCAUCUGCUGGUGUUGCAUCCUAUGGAUUACCACCUGAAAUCUCUAAGGCAGAAAUAGAGAAUGCUGCCCAGCUUUCUGUGGCUUUGGUUGAGAACGGAAUUGUGAUGUUAAUGCUUGUUGAAGAUCAUUUGCGCUUGCAAAGCAAACUAUUUAGCUCUACCCGCACUCAAGCUGGUUCUGCUUCUCCUCUUUCAGCUGUCCUACAUGUGGGUAACUCUACAAAUCCCUCUGCAAUCACAAAACCGUUGGAAGGAGGGGAUUCAUCUAAGGACUCUGAAGGACUUCCUUUUGAUGUUCUUGCUUCUAUGGCUGAUGGUAAGGGGGAAAUUUCGGCAUCCGUAAUGGAACGUCUUACAGCUGCAGCGGCAGCUGAACCUUAUGACUCUGUUUCUUGUGCUUUUGUGUCAUAUGGAAGUUGUGUGAAGGAUUUAGCCGAUGGAUGGAAAUAUAGAAGCCGGCUGUGGUAUGGGGUUGGUCAACCUUCAAAUGCAGCUGACUUUGGUGGUGGUGGCAGUGGCUGGGACUCCUGGAAAUCUUGUUUGGAGAAAGAUUCGAAUGGUAACUGGGUUGAAAUUCCGUUAAUAAAGAAAUGUGUCUCCAUGCUACAAGCUUUGUUGUUAGAUGAAUCUGGACUUAGUGGGGGGCUUGGUAUCAGUGGAGGUACUGGUACAGGGAUGGGAGGUAUGGCGGCUCUUUAUCAAUUGUUAGAUAGUGACCAACCCUUUUUAUGCAUGCUUCGUAUGGCACUUCUUUCUCUGAGGGAAGAUGAUGAUGGUGGAAAUGGCAUGCUUAUGAAAAAUGCUAAUCUUGAUGAUGGGUUGGCUGAAAGAUCACAUGGAGAAGAUGGAAGUGCUCCGUCAUCCUUAGAAAGCAGUCCUUGGACAUCAACGCAGCAGCCCCGUUCAGCAUUAUUAUGGAGUGUGCUUGCGCCUAUCCUGAAGAUGCCAGUUUCUGAGCCCAAGCGACAGAGAGUGUUGGUCGCGUCAUGCGUUUUAUAUUCGGAGGUGUGGCAUGCUGUCAGCCAGGACAGAGCCCCUCUUCGGAAACAGUAUCUAGAGGCUAUUGUGCCACCACUUGUAGCUGUUCUAAGGAGGUGGCGCCCUCUUUUGGCCGGAAUCUAUGAAUUUGCUACCCAAGAUGGUUUAAAUCCUCUUGCUGUUGAUGACCCAGCCCUAGAUGCUGAUGCAACGCCUAUAGAGAGUGCCCUUGCUAUGAUCACUCCUGCCUGGGCUGCUUCUUUUGCAUCUCCACCUGCUGCAAUGGCAUUGGCCAUGAUUGCCGCAGGUGCUGCUGGAGCGGAGACCGCCACCCCUGCUCCUGCAAUAAAUGUUCAUCUAAAGCGUGACUCUUCUACUUUGCAUGAGAGAAAAACAGCUAAACUUCAUACGUUUUCAAGCUUUCAAGAACCCUUAGCGGUACCCAAGAAAUCAUCAGCUGUUUUAAAGGACAAAGCUGCUGCAAGAGCAGCUGCUUUGGCUGCUGCUCGUGAUAUCGAACGAAAUGCUAAAAUUGGUUCUGGAAGAGGUUUAACGGCUGUGGCAAUGGCUACAUCUGGACAGCGUCGGAGUAAAAGCGAUAUGGAACGUGUAAUGAGAUGGAAUGUUUCUGAAGCAAUGGGAACUGCCUGGAUGGAAUGCUUGCAGUCGGUGGAUACAAAAUCUGUCUACGGGAAAGACUUCAACGCACUGUCGUAUAAAUUUGUUGCUCUCCUUGUUGGGAGUUUAGCUUUUGCUAGAAACAUGCAACGAUCAGAGGUCGAUAGACAUGCCCGAGUUGAUUUUAUUGCUCGGCAUCGUCUAUGUACUGGUAUACGUGCCUGGCGGAAACUCAUCCGUUAUCUGAUCGAGACUGAAAGUCGUUUUGGAUUAUUAACUGAAAAUCUUUGCACUCCUGAACGAGUUUUCUGGAAGAUAGAAUGCUUGGAGAGCUCUACAAGGAUGCGUAGAUGUUUAAAGAGGGACUUUAAAGGAUCAGAUCAUGCUGGUGCUGCUGCAAAUUGUGAAGACCCUAAGGAGCUGGAACGUGAUAAAGAGAAUGCAACUUGUCCUUCUAAUUCAAUUUUGGCUACAGAAGCUAUUUCGAGACUACUAGUAAACAUGGAGGAUGAGCAAGAUGCAGUUGUUAACAUAGAGGGAAACACGGAUGAGAUGUGGCUGUAUGAGGAUAUUCAGACAAGGCCAUCUGGGACUCCAGAGCAGCAGUUGCAGGUGCCAAUGGAUUCUACAGAACCUCAAGUUACGAAUUACCAAGACUUAGGACAGAGUACAUCAACAGCUGGCCCUGGAUACAGUCCCGGUGAACAUUAUGAAAUAAUUAUUCUUGAGCUUCCAGCAUCGAUGGUCCGACCACUAGAAGUUCGACAAGGAACAUUUCAGAUAACUACCAGGAGACUUAACUUUCUGGUUGAUAAGUCUGAGGGAAAAGUCGAAGAUAAAGUUGAAGAUAAGGACCGGAGCUGGUUGAUGUCUUCACUUCAUCAAUUACACAGCAGGAGAUAUCUCCUACGGAGAAGUGCUCUGGAAUUAUUUAUGGUUGACCGAUCGAACUUUUUCUUUGAUUUUGGGAAUGCUGAGGCGAGAAUGAGAGCGUAUCGAGCUAUUAUUCAUGCACGUCCUUCCCACUUGAACAAUAUUUUCUUGGCGACUCAGAGACCUGAACAAAUUCUCAAGCGGACUCAACUCAUGGAACGCUGGUCACGCUGGGAGAUCAGCAACUUUGAAUAUUUAAUGCAGCUCAACACACUGGCUGGACGUAGCUAUAACGACAUCACCCAGUAUCCUGUUUUCCCAUGGAUUCUUUCAGAUUACAAGUCAACUCAUUUGGAUCUUGCCAAUCCGUCAUCUUACCGGGAUCUUUCAAAGCCCAUUGGAGCAUUGAAUGACGAUCGCUUGAAAAAAUUCCAGGAAAGAUACUAUAGCUUUAAUGAUCCAGUCAUACCCAAGUACCAUUAUGGUUCACAUUACUCGACUGCUGGGACAGUGUUGUAUUAUCUCAUGCGAGUAGAACCAUAUACUACCCUUUCAAUUCGAUUACAAGGUGGCAAAUUUGGCCACACAAACAGAAUGUUUUCAGAUAUUGGUGCUACUUGGAAUGGAGUUUUGGAGGACAUGAGUGACGUGAAGGAACUGGUCCCUGAGCUGUUUUACUUUCCGGAGAUGUUGACGAAUGAGAAUUCAAUUGAUUUUGGUACCACACAACUUGGAGAUAAACCGGAUUCUGUUAAGCUUCCUCCUUGGGCUGAAAAUCCUGUUGAUUUCAUGCAUAAGCAUCAAAUGGCUCUUGAGAGUGAACAUGUCUCUGCUCAUUUGCAUGAAUGGAUUGAUCUCAUAUUUGGGUACAAGCAACAAGGGAAAGAAGCUAUUUCAGCAAACAAUGUAUUCUUUUAUGUCACGUAUGAAGGGGCCGUUGAUAUCGACAAAAUUCAAGAUCCAGUCCAGCGGCAUGCUAUACAAGAUCAAAUUGCUUACUUUGGACAAACCCCAUCACGUCUUUUGACAAUCCCUCAUAUAAAGAAGAUGCCGCUUGCAGAUGUUCUUCAUAUGCAGACCAUCUUUCGGAAUCCCAAAGAAGUCAAACCAUAUCAUGUUCCAUCUCCGCAUCAUUGCAAUCUACCUGCGUCCGCCAUUCACGCAUCUUCAGAUUCUCUUGUAAUUGUUGAUACUAAUGCUCCCUCAGCAAACAUAGCAUUACACAAGUGGCACCCAAAUACGCCGGAUGGACAUGGAAUGCCGUUCAUGUUUCAACAUGGAAAAGCUAAUGUAAGCUCCGGUGGUGGAACUUUCAUGCGUAUAUUCCGAGGAAGAAGUGCGUCCAGUUCAGAGGAACGGAAAUUUCCCCAAGCUCAUGCCUAUGCAGCUUCAGGGAUUACCAGCUCUUCCAUAGUCUCUGUCACAUAUAACAACGAAGUUAUCACGGGUGGACAUGUGGACAACAGUAUCCGGUUGGUAUCACCUGAUGGAGCAAAAACCUUGGAAAUAGCCAGAGGGCAUUGUGCACCCGUGACUUGUAUGUUUCUAUCACAUGAUAGCAAGUAUCUCGUCACUGGUUCCCGAGACACAACGAUUCUAGUCUGGAGAAUACAUCGGUCACCAAGAUUUCGGUCAUGCAUAUUGCCGGAGCCGCCCACCGGCACAGCGACCCCAACUUCAGUUAGUGCUACUACUGCAGCAAGUGGUUUCACAGAUAAAAACCGAAGAAGGCGGAUUGAAGGUCCCAUACAGGUUAUCCGUGGCCAUCUUGGAGAAGUUAUCAACUGUUGUGUCAAUUCAGAUCUUGGAACCGUUGCCUCGUGCUCCAAUUUUUCGGGCGUUUUGCUUCAUUCGAUGAGUAGGGGCAGAUUGCUCAAGAAGCUUCAUGGUGUAAAGGCUCAUAUAGUCAGGCUUUCACGAAAUGGUAUCGUUGUCACUUGGAAUAAUUCACUACGCUCUCUCUCCACUCACACUCUUAACGGGAUUCUAGUUGCCCGGGCACAUCUUCCUCUCUCAUGUAGAGUUAAUUGCAUGGAGAUUUCUUUUGAUGGGCGGAGUGUUUUGAUGGGAUUAAACUCGUGUUCGGAAAAUGAGUGUGAUGAUGAGGAAAAUGAAGUUGCUGAAAUCGAGAGAUUGAAUGUUCCAUCUCCUUCAGUUUGUCUCAUCGAUCUGCAUACUCUUAAGGUGUUUCACACAAUGAAACUUGAAGAAGGGCAAGAUAUAACGGCACUGGCGAUGAACAAGGACAACACUAAUCUAUUGGUGUCAACAUCUGAUAAAAAAUUAAUAAUCUUUACAGAUCCUGCGUUGAGCUUGAAGAUGGUGGGUGAUAUGCUACUUUCAUGA
Messenger RNA from Cynara cardunculus var. scolymus (artichoke), 8706 nucleotides. Its product is annotated as BEACH domain-containing protein C2. Bases 1 to 8706 code for a protein of 2901 amino acids. Gene Ontology annotation, molecular function: protein binding. The record is from RefSeq and is a predicted model, not a curated record. Lineage: Eukaryota; Viridiplantae; Streptophyta; Magnoliopsida; Asterales; Asteraceae. The transcript is spliced from 31 exons.